Messenger RNA from Recurvomyces mirabilis, 231 nucleotides. RefSeq lists its product as uncharacterized. Lineage: Eukaryota; Fungi; Ascomycota; Dothideomycetes; Mycosphaerellales; Teratosphaeriaceae. The record is from RefSeq and is a predicted model, not a curated record. The transcript is spliced from 3 exons. Bases 1 to 231 code for a protein of 76 amino acids. Gene Ontology annotation, cellular component: cytoplasm.
AUGGUGCUCGGCCGCCUAGCCCACUGGACCUUCGACGCCGUCCUCCUCUCCGCCUUCCUAGCCGGCGUGCGUCGAUCCACAGGCCUGACUCCCAGCCUCAAAUCCGAAUCCAUGACCGAAUCCCCCAGCGUCAAGAAAUGGGUGGAGAACUAUCUAUGGGUCGGAGAGACGAUAAUGGAUCAGAGUGUGGCGAUCAUGGGUUCGAGCGGGUACUUUGAGCGGAAACGGUAG